This is a messenger RNA of Zeugodacus cucurbitae (melon fly), 1024 nucleotides long. Its product is annotated as farnesol dehydrogenase. The transcript has 2 exons. Lineage: Eukaryota; Metazoa; Arthropoda; Insecta; Diptera; Tephritidae. The coding region runs from base 134 to 889 and encodes 251 amino acids. The record is from RefSeq and is a predicted model, not a curated record.
GUGAUGUCUACAAAGCACUUAAGUACCGGCUAUCUACUGUUGCUCAAUUUAGUAUGCGCUCGCAUUUCGCGUUGAACAGUUAAUUAAAAUCGAUUUAAAUUCUUUACUAAGUUAAAUUGAAUACAUUUUGAAAAUGUUCAACUUGGAGCGUUGGUCAAAUUGCACAGCUGUGGUGACCGGUGCCAGUUCGGGCAUUGGUGUUGCCGUUGUCAAGGACUUGCUGAAGGCGAAUAUGCGCGUUGCUGGCUUGGCCAGGCGCAAGGAACGCAUGGAAGAAUGGCGUGCUACAUUGCCGGAAGAUGAGCAGAAACGUUUUCAUCCCGUCGCCUGUGAUGUCUCCUCAUUGGAGUCCGUGAAUGAAGCAUUCGAUUGGGUCAUUAAGAAUUUGAGCGGUGUCGAUGUGUUGAUUAAUAAUGCUGGUAUUUUUAAUACCGGUCAAGUCACCGAAAUGGAUCCAGCCGAAUUGCAACAAGUGUUGCAAACAAAUGUCAUGGGUGUGGUCUAUUGCACGCAACGCGCUUUCCGCUCCAUGCAGGAUCGCAGUGUUGAUGGUCAUGUGGUGAUCAUUAAUAGUGUUUUGGGACAUUAUUUGCCACAAUUGGAUCCACAAACGCCACCCUCUUCCAAUUUGUAUGCGCCCAGUAAAUAUGCGUUGACCGCUUUGACGGAGGUGUAUCGUCAGGAGUUCCGAGGAUUGGGUACCAGAGUGAAAAUCACUAGUGUCAGUCCCGGCUUGACCGAUACGGAUAUUGUGGCUGCACGUUCGCGUGGCGGUAAGAAGCCUAUACUGCAAUCAGAAGACGUUUCUCGCUGUGUUGCUUUUACUCUGUCGACACCAGCUCAUAUGCAGGUACAUGAGAUUACUGUGAAACCAAUGUUGGGCGAAUAGAAUGUGAUUCAAGUGGAAAAAAUAUGUGCAUAAUGCAUAUUCGUAGAUAUUACAGUCAAGUUCAAAGCUAUCGGCUUCUAUAGUUGUUAAAAUGUGAAAUAUUCAUACUAAAUAAAAGUAAAAAACAAACAUAAA